Teleopsis dalmanni is the source of this 1477-nucleotide messenger RNA. It is a transcript of the gene sxe2, whose product is annotated as lipase member H. The record is from RefSeq and is a predicted model, not a curated record. Lineage: Eukaryota; Metazoa; Arthropoda; Insecta; Diptera; Diopsidae. Gene Ontology annotation, molecular function: lipase activity. The transcript has 3 exons. The coding region runs from base 242 to 1471 and encodes 409 amino acids. Gene Ontology annotation, biological process: lipid metabolic process.
UAUAGUCGCUGUUUUGCAUAUUCUUUAACCAGGCUUACGUUUAGAAUUUACCGCAUUUAGUUUCAGAACCUGCAACGAAGCGGUUGAUUGGCGCUUAAGCAGUUCAAUUCAAUUAAAAAAAUUCGGUUUGACUUUGAUUCGGCGAUUUUUCAAUUUUAACACUAAAUUACAAGUUUUUAUCCUCAAAAUAAAUUAAAAGCAGUUAUUUUAAGUUCAGUUAAUAACAGCAGUUAAAUUUAGUAUGAGACUCUACAGCUUGUUUUUGCUAAGCACAAUUUUUUUUGUUGCGUUAGCGAGUGCGAAAUUUGCUUACGAAAGGGGCAGUUGCGAUAUAUCAAUUUUUAGUGUUGUGCAAGAUAUGCUGAAGAGUGAGGUGCGUGCACUGAUAGAUCCCACAUUACGUUACGGAACUAACAAACGUAUAAGAUAUGAUCUGUAUACGCCAUAUAAUCCCUAUGAACGACAAAUAUUACGCACCGGCGAUGUUGCAGGCUUAAAAAGAUCUUUCUUUAAUCCUAAAUGGCCUGUAAGGUUCUCUAUACACGGUUGGGCUGGUAAAGGUAUGUCUUGCUCUAAUGCUGCCAUUAAGGAUGCCUAUUUAGCGCGUGGGAAUUUUAAUGUAAUCAUUGUUGAUUGGAGUGCGCAUGCUAAUGACAUUAAUUAUGCAAGAAUAUCUAAACAAUUAUCUUCAAUUGCUGCAAAUUUUGUAAAGUUUGUUAAUUUUCUACACCGUGAAACAGGUGUCGCAUAUGAAAAUAUUUAUCUGAUUGGACACAGUGCUGGUAGUCAUUUUUCUGGAUUGGCUGGAAAAUUAAUCAAACCAAAUCGUUUUGGCGCUAUAUUUGCUUUAGACCCAGCUGGUUUAACACAACUUAGUUUAAGUGAAAAAUAUCGUUUAGCAUCUACUGAUGCACUUUAUGUUGAAUCCAUACACUCGGACAUUACUUUACUUGGUAAUCCGAACACUGAACUUAGUCAAGCAUCGUUUUAUCCAAAUUGGGGUCUAGGGCAACCACAAUGUCCAAACGCGACCUCUGCAGAAUUUGAUUUUUCUUGUGAUCACUUCGCGGCCUUGUAUUACUUUGCAGAAUCUGUAAGAAAUUCUAAGAUGUUUGGUGCAGUUAAAUGCAACGCAUUUAAAAACAAUAACUACAGCAAUAUCUAUAGCGACAGCGACAUCAGCAGCAGUAGCACCAGCAAUAGUGACAGCAACAACAUUAACAACAACAUCGAUGGAAAGUACAAUUGUAGUUGUGAACAUGGCGCUGCAGUUGAUGUGUGCAAUGCUGUUACAUUUAUGGGUGGUGAACCAGCCGUACCAAAGAGUGGUGUUUACUACUUGAGUACACAAACUAGGUCGCCAUAUGGAUUUGGCAGAUUGGUACAUAUGCGACCAGCAAUUAAUCCGAAUUUUUUGAAAAGCAGCUUUUUAUCGCAACGAGUUAUUGAUAAAAUUUAUUUUGUAUCAUAGUUACAU